AUGAAGGUGACGAAAGGACUAUGUGCCAAUGGAAUUCCUUUUAAUGUUCUGAGAAAUCCACAAUUUGUGGAAAUGGUUAUGGCUAUUAACAAUGGUCCUAAAGGCUACAAGCCUCCCUCUUCUGAAAAGGAAAGAACAUUUUUAUUAGACGAGUGUAAAAGACACGUUGACAAAGAUUUAACUCCUAUCAAGGAUACAUGGUUUCAUCAAGGGGUCUCCAUUGUGUCAGAUGGCUGGAUAAAGCUGCGAUGUUUGAUUAAAGCCAUUGAAGAAAUCCGACCAUCUAAUGUUCUACAAGUGGUGACCGAUAAUGUUGCAAAUUGUAAAGCUGCUGGAAAGGAAAUACAAAAGGAAAGAACAGUUUUAUUAGACGAGUGUAAAAGACACGUUGACAAAGAUUUAGCUCCUAUCAAGGAUACAUGGUUUCAUCAAGGGGUCUCCAUUGUGUUAGAUGGCUGGAGAAAUGUAAAAGAUAUGUCACUAAUUAAUGUUCUUGUCGUGAAUAGUAGAGAUGCGAUGUUUUUAUAUGCCGACGACUUUUCUGGAGUUGAAAAAACUAGAGUUGCUAUUGCUGAAUAUUUGAUUAAAGCCAUUGAAGAAAUCGGACCAUCUAAUGUUCUACAAGUGGUGACCGAUAAUGUUGCAAAUUGUAAAGCUGCUGGGAAGGAAAUACAAAAGGUAUAUAAGCAUAUUUUUUGGUCUCCUUGUGUUGUGCAUACUUUAAAUUUGAUUUUUAAAGACUUUGCUGAAUUAUUUGAAUGGCUGAGAAAUACAUAUAAACAAGGAAAGACUAUAGUUAAGUACAUUAUUAAUCAUAGUCAAGUUCUAGCUAUGUAUAGAGCAAAUUCAAAGCUUGAAUUGUUGAAGGUAGCAAAGACUAGAUUUGCAUCACAUUACAUUUUACUUAAGCGACUACUUAUGUGUAGAGAAGCACUUGCAACUACUGUUGUGUUGAACAGUUGGAAAGAAUGGAUUAAGCAAGGAGAUGAAAACACAAGAAAAAUAGGUGCUUUAGUUGCUGAAACUAUUGGUAGUGAUUUUUUUUGGGAAGAAGUUGAGCAUGUGGUUAAGAUAACAAAACCCAUUUAUCUUUUGAUUAAAUUUGCUGAUGGUGAAGGGCCAAAAAUGGGAGAAUUUUAUGAGAAAAUUGAUUCUAUGCUUGGGGAAAUACAAGAGAUUAUGAAAACAAAUAAAUAUGCAAAUUGUUAUUCUGAAAUGGAAACAAUUGUUACUGCAAGAUGGACCAAAAUGAAUUAUACCAUCCAUUGUUUAGGUUUUGUAUUAAACCCUAGAUUUUAUGAUACACAUUAUCUUUCCACACCUGCUCCUGGAGGUAUAGCUAGAAAAGAUCCAAACCAAGAUAAGGAAGUAGUGACUGUAGUUAUGCAAGCUUUUGAAAAAAUAUUUGAAAAUGCGGAGGAACAAAAACUUCUACGUGAUCAGUUUGCUAUAUUUCACAAAAAAAAAAAGGGAAUAUAUGCAAUGUCUGCAGCUCAAUUGGAUGUUGUAACCAUGGAUUCUAUUGAUUGGUGGUCAAUGUAUGGAUCUGAAACUUCUGAACUAGCAGAGGUGGCAAAAAAAGUAUUAUCUCAACCAAUAAGUAGCUCUUCCGCUGAAAGAACUUGGAGUACUUAUUCAUAUAUCCAUAAUGUAAAAAGGAAUCGACUUAAUUGUGCAAGAGCAGACAAAUUGGUUUAUAUUCACUCAAAUAUUCGCUCACAGUCACGAUUUUCUGAUAGCUACAAGAAUGGUCCUUUCAAAAAAUGGGAUAUGAAUCAUGAUAACACUUGUUUGGAAGAAUCUUCUGGAAUACUUCAAGACCUCAGCUGGGAAUUAAAUGAUGAAAUGGAUGGAAGAGUGGAUGAUUGGAGAAAUUUUCCUCCACUUGAGAACUACAUUAAACUUCAUGUUGACGAUAACUCACUUGAAAAUCUAGAGUGUUACGGGUUUGGGGGAAUCAUCACAAACUCUAGUGGUGAAUGGAUAUCAGGUUACUUCGGCUUUAGUUGCAUCGACACCAUUAUGAAUGUCGAGGAGAUAGCUCUGCUUUGGGGAUUGGAUUUGGUUUAG
Molecule: messenger RNA, 2070 nt
Organism: Cicer arietinum (chickpea)
Lineage: Eukaryota; Viridiplantae; Streptophyta; Magnoliopsida; Fabales; Fabaceae
Molecular function (GO): protein dimerization activity
Source: RefSeq, a predicted model, not a curated record